AUGCCUGUUGACAUGUUUAAUCUCACCACUAGAUUUCUUUCUCAAAGGCCACAAGCUCAAGUUCAACAGAACAUUCAGUUUGCUGUUUUCUCCAAUCCCGAACUUUCUUGCCCAGGUCAAAUGCUAAAUGACAUGCAAUUCCCAGAUCAAGUGAUAAUAGCACGGAAGUCAGAUGUAGGAGAUACUGAUAUCUUAGUGGAAAUGUAUGCACAGUGGGUUCCUGCUCAGAGAAUUAUAGUUCUUCCUAAUCCUCUAUCAGCAGAACUUGGGAAUAUCAUCACAAGUGUGAUGGCAGGUUUGAAGAUUACGGUGAUGAAUGUCAUUUCAAGCUACUGUGAAAAAGUUGGGGCAAAUUUUAAUCAUGUCAAGCAGAUGCUAGGAAGGGAUUACAGGUUUGAAGAUGCAUUUAUGGAGUCAACAUUAGGAAUUGGUGGGCCUGAUCUACUAAAGGAUAUAGUGUAUUGCAAGGAUGCUCUUCAAAAUGUGGGAUUGGUCACAGAGGCUAAGCUAUUCUCUGACAUAAUUAGGUUGGAUAAGAAGAAGAGGGAGCAUUUUGUGCAAUUGAUGCUAAAUAAUAUGUCAACUUUGGCAGGGAAGAGGGUUGCUGUAUAUGGGGUCACAUACAAGAGCAACAUGGCAGAUCUCACCAAUUCCCCUGCAGUGAGUGUUUGUAAAGCACUUCAGAAGGAAUGGGCCAUCAUUAGGAUUUAUGAUCCAUUAAGAGAUGAAAAUGCAAUCUUGAACUGCUUUCGUAAUCGUGUAAGGGUGGGAGUAGUUGCCGAUCCACAACAAGCAUAUCAAGGAGCUCAUGCUAUUCUUUUUCUAGUGAAUACGAACCUUCAGCAUAAUUUCCAACAGAUGAGGGCUGCAAUGGUAGAGCCACCAUUCUUAUUUUUCGCCUACAGACUGAAUGUUAACUAUGAUGCUCUUAGGUUGCAGGGAUUUCAAGUUCAUAUCUUUGGUAAUCAAGAGUAG
Molecule: messenger RNA, 975 nt
Organism: Rosa rugosa (rugosa rose)
Lineage: Eukaryota; Viridiplantae; Streptophyta; Magnoliopsida; Rosales; Rosaceae
Product: UDP-glucose 6-dehydrogenase 2-like
Exons: 1
Coding region: 1-975 (324 amino acids)
Biological process (GO): glycosaminoglycan biosynthetic process
Cellular component (GO): nucleus; cytosol
Molecular function (GO): UDP-glucose 6-dehydrogenase activity; NAD binding
Source: RefSeq, a predicted model, not a curated record